Colletotrichum orchidophilum is the source of this 2034-nucleotide messenger RNA. RefSeq names its product CUE domain-containing protein. Lineage: Eukaryota; Fungi; Ascomycota; Sordariomycetes; Glomerellales; Glomerellaceae. Gene Ontology annotation, molecular function: ubiquitin binding. The record is from RefSeq and is a predicted model, not a curated record. The coding region runs from base 1 to 2034 and encodes 677 amino acids. The transcript has 2 exons.
AUGUCGGCCUCCCUCCCGCCGUUGGCCCCCUUUCCCUCGCCAUCAUGGCGCGCGAAACUCACAUCACCAGAAUGGGACGCCCUCCUCGAAGCCUGGACAACCCUCACGCAAGCCUACCUCGCCCUCUCAGAUAAGGACCUCUCCCGCGCCGCGACAAAAGAAGACUCGUCCAUCCCGGUCUUCCUCACAUCCUUUACAACUCAAGUCGCCGAAGCAGGGCCCUCUCCCACCUUAGGAUCCUCUUCCUCGUCGGUGACCUCCAAGGCCCUCCUGAGGACCGCAUUCACACUCACAUCCCGCCUCCUCACAAACCCCUCAACACCACCGCCAACCCAGCUAACAAUACCGCCCUUCCUCUGCGCCUUCACCAAACUCUACCGCAAGAACGCACCGCCCACCCUCUCGAAAUCCUUCCACCUCCACGCCAGCCACCUCGAACAACCCCUCGCGGGGCUCAAAAAGUCCCUGGCGCAAUCAAUGGAAGCAGGCCUAAAAGCAGACCUCAAAUCCCUCGAGGCCCGCCUCGCAAACCUCAACCACCUCCUCCACGCCUCCCCCCACGCGGCAGCCUUCUUCCUCGCGGGCUCAGACUUUUUCGACGGCCUCGUGACGGCCUUCAAGAUCACCAACCCGCCCCUCCGCAAGGUCCUCGUCGCGACAAUGUACCUCUGCCUCGUAGGCCUGACCGAGGGCGAGCAGCCGCGCUUCGGGAUGCUGGCCGACGUGCUGUUUUCCCUAAAGUCCGCUGCGGAGACGCACAGGGCCGGCCCGUUGAAUGUCAACGAUUCGCUCGUGGCCGAGCUGGUCACCGUCACGCCGGUGCUCAGGCAGCUAUCCAAGAGAGCCGAGGAGAAGGGCGCGGCGUCGACUGCCCUACGGUCACGCAUUUCGGCGCUGGAAGGGUUCAAGAAGCCCGGGGGCGGGAUGAUGCGGCCAAAGAGGCUCAUCAGGAGAAAGGUGGACAAGGGUAAGGGGAAGGAUGUCGCGGACGAGGGACAGGUUCAGGCGGAGUUGCACAUACACCGGCAGAGUCAGAUUUCACUUAUUCAGGAUCUGUUUCCGGAUCUGGGGUCGGGUUUCAUCUCGAAGCUGUUUGACGAAUACGGCGACAAUACGGAAAUCGUCACGGCUCAUUUACUAGAGGAUUCGCUGCCUCCGUACCUCGCGACGGCGGACCGCGCUGCUCCGUUAUCUCCCACGUUGGAAAGAAGGAAAAGCCAGCUGGAACCCAGACCAACACCCCCGCAAUUACCAGAGCGCCACAACGUUUUUGAUGAUGAUGAACUCGACAGACUGGACCUGGACGUUUCAAAACUCCAUUUCGGAAAGAAAGGCCCCGAAAAGACGGCCGAUGACGUCCUCAAAGACAGGUCAACCGCACCAAACAAGGCGGCGAUCUUGUCGGCGCUCGCCGCGUUCGAUUCGGACGACGACGAACGCGACGACACCUACGAUGCAGACGAUGUCGGAGGCACGGUCGACAAUGCCAACGAGGAGGCGGACGGCCAAAAGGAUGCUGGUGAGGAGACGCUAUACAAGGCGUUCCAGGCCGACCCCAGCGUAUUUGACAGGCAGGCCACGACGAGGAGAGGGCAAGCGAGAGGCAAACUGAGAGAAGAGACGGGCAUGACGGACGAGGCCAUCGAGGGCUGGGCGGUGAUGCUGGCGAGGAACCCUGGUCAGAAUCGACGGCUUGAGGCCAAGUAUAGCGGCAACGCUGCAUUCACCGGGACCCAGACCGAGAUUCUGUCAACAGCAUGGCGAGCCAGCCCGGCUGGCUCGGGUGCUGAAGAACCUGAAUCCGGCGGCGGUAGUUCGUUCAGAGGCGGCGGAGGCGGUCGUGGACGCGGAGGUCGCGGGCGUGGUGGCAGAGGGGGUGGAGGCCGGGGCGGCGGUAAUGUGGCCGGCCCUACCGGAGAAAAGGAGACUGAGGCCGCGCGGAGGAGAAAGGAAGCCAGCAAGAGCUCCCGGGCGAACCACAACCGCCGCGAUCAGAGAGCAAAGAAGAUGGCGAGAGGUGGAUUCCCUGGCUGA